Neoarius graeffei (lesser salmon catfish) is the source of this 3241-nucleotide messenger RNA. RefSeq names its product src substrate cortactin-like. Gene Ontology annotation, molecular function: actin filament binding. The record is from RefSeq and is a predicted model, not a curated record. Bases 125 to 1654 code for a protein of 509 amino acids. Gene Ontology annotation, biological process: regulation of actin filament polymerization. Gene Ontology annotation, cellular component: lamellipodium; actin filament; focal adhesion. The transcript is spliced from 16 exons. Lineage: Eukaryota; Metazoa; Chordata; Actinopteri; Siluriformes; Ariidae.
AAAAGAACAUCUCUCGCCAAGGUUUCGACCAUUUUCAGCGUUCAAGUGGUUCCAACCGAAUCUGAUUUUCUUUUGCUCUUUUUUUUUCCUCCCUCAAAGUUUGCAAAGAAAUUGCAGAAAAGCGAUGUGGAAAGCAGCAGCUGGUCGUUCCGUCUCGGUUACCGUUGACGAUGGCGCCGACGACUGGGAGACGGAUCCUGACUUUGAGAAUGACGUGACCGAGAAAGAGCAGCGAUGGGGAGCAAAAACAGUGGUGGGUUCCGGGCAUCAGGAGCACAUCAACAUCCACCAGCUGCGUGAGAAGGUGUCGUCUGAGCACAGCGAUCUGAAACAGCGUGAGCUGGAGAACAUGCCCAAAGCCUCGCACGGUUACGGGGGAAAGUUUGGUGUUCAGGAGGACCGAAUGGACAAGUCGGCUGUGGGUCACGAGUAUCAGAGUAAGCUAUCGAAGCACUGCUCCCAGACAGACACAUCGAAAGGCUUUGGGGGUAAAUUUGGAGUUCAGAGUGACCGUGUGGACCAGUCUGCUGUAGGGUUCGAGUAUGCCGGGAAAACCGAGAAACAUGCCUCACAGAAAGAUUACACCACUGGUUUUGGGGGUCGGUAUGGUGUUCAGACUGAUCGUGUGGACCGGAGUGCUGUAGGCUUUGAUUAUCAGGGAAAAACGGAGAAACACGAAUCCCAGAAAGAUUAUGCAAAAGGAUUUGGUGGGAAAUAUGGAGUGGAAACUGAUAAAGUGGACAAAAGUGCAGUGGGCUUUGAAUAUCAGGGCAAAACGGAGAAACACGAGUCGCAGAAAGACUACGUGAAGGGCUUCGGAGGAAAGUUUGGCGUGCAGACGGAUCGUGUGGAUAAAUCCGCUCUUGGCUGGGACCAUCAGGAGAAACUGCAGCUUCACGAGUCUCAGAAAGAUUAUUCGAAAGGGUUUGGAGGGAAAUAUGGAGUGCAGAAGGACCGAAUGGACAAGAGUGCAGGAACAUUUGAAGAUAUUGAGAGACCCACCACUACUUAUCAGAAGACCAAACCAGUUGAAGCAGCCGGCAGAGGAACAGGAAGCAUCAAGGCUCGUUUUGAGAAUCUGGCCAAGCAGAAUGAGGAAGAGGACAAGAAACGGGCGCUGGAGGAGAGAGCCAGACGCCAAGCCAAGGAGAAGCAGGAGCAAGAGGAAGCUUGCAGAAAGGCAGAGGAGCUGGCCAAAGUUAAAGAUCCUUCCCCUCAACCCAGCCCUACCUCCACCACUGAGACCUACCAGUAUCAGAUUCCUGAUUCACCGAAGAAAGUGGAGGAUACCGAGGAGCACGUGUAUGAGGUAGAGCCGAGCACACAGCCGGAUGAACUCUACCAGAGCCCAGAUCAGGAGAACCUCUACCAGAGCCCAGACCAGCCUGACCAGUACCAGGCUGAAGGUAACAUCCAAAAGCUUUUUGGGACACAGCAACCUAGAGAGGAUACUCAGUCUUAUGAUUAUGGCGAGGACCUGGGGGUGACUGCUGUGGCUCUGUACGAUUAUCAAGCUACCGGUGAUGACGAGAUUUCCUUCGACCCAGAUGACAUCAUCACCAACAUUGAGAUGAUUGACGAGGGCUGGUGGAGGGGCGUGUGCAGGGGGGCUUACGGACUUUUCCCUGCCAAUUACGUCGAAGUCCGGCAGUAAGCCCUGCCCAUCGGCCACGCCCACCUCCCUGGAGGAGAGGGGAUCUCCUUUGCACAUCUUUCCAUUUGUAUCCCUUCCUUUUCCUUCAUCUUUUUUGCAGUGCUUUCGGCAUUCUCAGGGCUUUCUCCUCUCUUCCUACUCGAUCCCGUCCCUUUUCUUUGCCCCAGAAUAAGCCCUGCUGUAUUACUGUUCCUGAGCAAAAUCUUCCUUCGGUAUCACACUUUCCUCUCUCCUUCAUUCCCUGUUGAUUUAACAAGAGUGUUCUCUAUCCAUGGCACCAACAUGCAACAUAAGUGAUCUGUUGAGAGAAAAAUGUUGGCUUUGGGUUUUAUCGAUUGCGUCCAUGAAAGCAUAAUACAAGCGCGUGUAGAGGCUAUGACUUAACGAGGUGUUUUUUUUUUUUUUUUUGAAUGGUUGGUGGAAGAUUUGCUGUGAUCAACUAAAAAAAAAAAAAUGAUGCUUUACUUGCAUGAGGGAAUGCUGUACAUUUUUGGGUGGAGAGUCAAAUAAAUGUACGGAUUUGAAUUCCUGCCGAAAGUACUUGUACAUUAAUGCAAUCCAAAAUCAUAAAAACGUUCUAAUUAUUUACACUUUUCAUGGGCUUGUACUUUAUGGAUUUGCACACAUUACCACUUUGCAUAUGUAGUUUUGCCAGUUUAGAGCUGCAGCUUGUACAUUGUAGUGUUUCAGCUCUGGCCUCUCAUCUCUCUGUUCUGAGAGAACAAUAACAGCUGCAGAUUUAGAAAUAUAAUUAUGAAAUUGCGAUUACAAAAUGUUAUACUGAUGUACGUAUAAUAUUUCGACUGGUGGGGUUUUUUUUCCAUUUGAAAAAUUUCCAUGACACAAGUCUGAGUCACUCUGCAAAACCUUUUGCACAAUGUCAGUCUGCAGCUUAUCUUGACAUGCUCGACAUUGGCAACACAAAUAGAAACUAAAUAAAUAUAUAAUAUUACCAAAAACUAUAACACUAAACUAUACUAUAACUUACUGGCAUGCAAUAACCCAACUGUUUCCAGUUGAGUUCAGUUCUUUCCAAUCAUUAUGGCAGGAAAUGUCUUUUUUAAAAAUAAAUAAAUAGAGAAAUAUUUUGUUUUGUGAAAUAUGUAUCGAGUCUGAGCAAGAGGAAAAAUGUAGAUAAGAACUCUUUGGGCAUGCAGUGUUUUCGUCAUUUGUCCUUGUCUGUGUACUUGUGAUUUGUAACUCGGAAGCUACUGCAUCGUUUUCUUCUUGACCAACACGAUGUUGAGAGGUUUUAUGUCCGAGUCUGCUGGAUUGAGUGCCCGUUUGGUUUGGAGUUGGCCUAAUAAUAGUUUUGCCCCAGGAGUGAAAUCUGAACCGAAUAACAAUCAAGAUAUGUUGGUGUAACUGGUUCUAGCAUUUGGGACAUGGAUUUUCAUUCAUUAAUGAUGCUUCCAUGGCUACAUAGCAACAGCUAAUCUUUUGGGUUUGGGGUUUUAUAAAAGUGACUUUCUCAGAUGUUAUUUUUAUCUGUAUCUUGCUAGCUUACCUCUCAUUACAUGCCUGAUUGAUUUUUUUUUUUUGUAUGAAAUGAAAUUUCAAUUAAUAAAACAUGGUAGUUGAAAUACA